CAGAGGCAGGAACCAGACCAUUCUGGGAGUUUUUCACAUGCUACUUGAAUAAUGAAAACAUCAAUUUUCUUGCUGCAAUUGUCUCGAAGUUGCCCCGUACCUUCAUAGUCACGGACGAUGGUCAGAAACUUGCCUGGGACGUGGUCCUUGUCGAUGAAGACUGCACACUUGUACCACUCACUAUGUGGGAAGAAUUUGUGACUCGCCACGGUGCUGAGAUCGAAAGGCGGUUGAAUGAAGGGGAUCGCCCCCUCGUGCUCAUUAACAUGGUUGGUGUCAACCUCUUUCAAGGCCUUUCAUUGUCGACGCGAUACGAUAGCCAUAUGGAACUUGAUUCAGCCGGCAAGCGUGUGUUGCUACUUAUACAUGGUGUGGAAGCUGGGCUUAAUAAGGUUCCUGUGGUGUGGGUAUAUGGAAAAUUUAGCUUGACUGAUACCUCUGGAGAUAGUUUCUAUGUGGGUUGUGAUUAUUGUAACCGUAGAAUGUAUGCAGAAGACAGUGUAGAAUUUGAAUGCUUGUUCUGUGGCCAAAAGCAAGAAAACCACUGUUAAACAGUAUGAACCUUAUAACCUAACUACGUCUUCGUUGUUUCCUUUCUAUGCUAACUGGCUUUAGCUGUUGCAGCUUUAUCUGCAAUGCCACGCUCCAUGAUGUCAGCAGCUGCAUCCC
This is a messenger RNA of Cuscuta epithymum, 669 nucleotides long. NCBI's taxonomy places the organism in Eukaryota, Viridiplantae, Streptophyta, Magnoliopsida, Solanales, Convolvulaceae. The record is from the annotation of a GenBank genome assembly.